GAAAGGGCUGCUAAAAGAGCAAGCGAUGAGAUCAGCCGAAGCAUUCCCGAAUCUUGAGCAGCUCGAGAUUCAAAACUGCGCUUCGUUGAUACUCCCACCACUCUCAUCAUCGUCUCUUAAUAAGAAGUUGAAGAGAUUGUGUUGCAGUAGCACAAAUAUGGCAUCGUUGUCUAAGGUGGACCUGGACGCACUUUCUGACCUCUCCAUGGAGAUCGACAAGAAUAUGACACGUACCGCAGUUGAGACGCUGCGGAGCGUCCAUAACAUCGUGUCUUCGUGGUGUAUAUACGAAGCAGACGAGGGCUCUCUGCCAGAAGAGGCGCUGCGAGGCUUGAAUUUUGUUAAGCAUUUGGAGAUAGCGAGUUGUGAUACGGUGACGUGUUUGCCUCAAGGGUGGUUGAGACACCUCACUGCCCUGGAGGAAUUGCAUAUAACAAGCUGCUCGGAAAUCGUAGAGGUGCCGGAGGGGAUUGAAUACCUCAACACCUGCCUUAAAAAGUUGUUCCUAUGUGGCCUCCCGAAGAUGGUGUCUCUACCGAGAGCCUUGCGACACCUCUCUUCGCUGCAUUGCAUGUAUUUGAUCGGCCUUCCCCAGCUGAAUUUGCUGCCCGAGUGGUUCGACAAAUUGACUUCUCUUCAAGUUCUGUAUAUUUCUGAGUGCCCGAAGUUAGCAUCGCUUCCAGCCAAUAUCCGAGGAAUGACGAAUCUUCGGUGUCUGUUUGUCGAUAAAUGCCCGGAAUUGGAAAGGAGAUGUGAGCGGGGAAAGGGGGAGGACUGGCACAAGAUUGCACAUAUUCCAAGACUCAACAUCGGUAAAUGGCUUUGCUAAUCGGCGGCAGCUGUUUCAGUUUC
Erythranthe guttata (spotted monkey flower) is the source of this 852-nucleotide messenger RNA. The record is from RefSeq and is a predicted model, not a curated record. Lineage: Eukaryota; Viridiplantae; Streptophyta; Magnoliopsida; Lamiales; Phrymaceae.